AUGGUCAAGAAGCGUGCAUCCAACGGUCGUAACAAGAAGGGACGCGGUCAUGUCAAGCCUAUCCGCUGCUCCAACUGCUCUCGAUGCACUCCCAAAGACAAGGCGAUAAAGAGAUUCACAAUCAGAAACAUGGUCGAAUCUGCCGCUAUUCGUGAUAUCUCGGAUGCCUCUGUAUUCCCAGAAUACACCGUUCCCAAGAUGUACCUCAAGUUGCAGUACUGUGUCUCUUGCGCCAUUCAUGGCAAGAUUGUUCGUGUUCGCUCCCGUGAAGGUCGCCGCAACCGUGCUCCCCCACCCAGAGUCCGAUACAACAAGGAUGGCAAGAAAGUCAACCCCAACCAGGCUGCUGCCAAGACUACUCAAGCAUAA
This is a messenger RNA of Mollisia scopiformis, 369 nucleotides long. RefSeq names its product ribosomal protein S26e. Gene Ontology annotation, molecular function: structural constituent of ribosome; mRNA binding. The record is from RefSeq and is a predicted model, not a curated record. NCBI's taxonomy places the organism in Eukaryota, Fungi, Ascomycota, Leotiomycetes, Helotiales, Mollisiaceae. Gene Ontology annotation, cellular component: cytosolic small ribosomal subunit; ribosome. The transcript is spliced from 5 exons. The coding region runs from base 1 to 369 and encodes 122 amino acids. Gene Ontology annotation, biological process: translation.